GGGUGGGGGAGGGGGGCGUUGAUAUCUUCUACCCGCAUGUGGUCCACUUUAGUUUCCCCCUUUUGCGUUUAAUACGUACGAUUUAUUUUCUUGAAGGGAUUUACUGGACGAACCGGUAACUAUGUGCUUUGCUUUUGCUUCGUCCCAUUUGAUUUAAUUUCUGUUGAGAGAAGUUGGAAGUAGCUCACUCGGUGGGGGGGAAGCGGUGGAACCGAGCGGGAGCUCCAUCACUGAGCCGAAGAGCGAGACGACGGGAACGUUUGGGGCGAAGAGGAGGAGGAAAGUAGUGGACCAUGGGUUCGCAAAAGGAAGAUGUGGAGAAGUUCCUCAAGGAGAACCCUGCGUUUGCGAAAAAGUACUUUGACAAGAAGAUGAGCCCUGCCUCCAUGUCAGAGCUGUCAGGACUCCCAGAAGAACAGAUUGACUUCAGCCAGUUCAAAGACCUCACUCAGCUUGAAGAAAGCCAAAUCAUGUAUGAGCUGAUCAAAGACAUGCAAGAGAACAUCAACGUGGAAAAGGUGGUUUUCAAGAUCCUGAAGAGAAUCAGUUCCCUGAUCCACGCGGACCGCUGCAGCUUGUUCAUGUACCGCCAGCGGAACGGCAUCGGAGAGCUCGCCACGCGGCUCUUCAACGUCAGCACAGAGGCACAGCUGGACGACUGCGUCGUGCAGCCGGACUCUGAGAUCGUCUAUCCGCUGGACAUGGGAAUAGUGGGCCACGUGGCCCUCACCAAGAAGACCGUGAACGUGAGAGAUGUCACGCAGGACGAGCAUUUCAGCUCAUUCGUCGACGAACUCACAGAGUACAAGACCCGGAACAUUCUGGCUACGCCCAUCCUCAACGGCAAAGACAUGGUGGCUGUGAUCAUGGCUCUGAACAAGACCACAGGACCACAUUUCACUGCUGAGGAUGAGGACCUCUUUUUAAAGUAUCUGAAAAUAGCCACGUUGAACUUGAAGAUCUACCACCUGAGCUACCUCCACAGCUGCGAGACCCGCAAGGGACAGCUCCUGCUGUGGUCGGCCAACAAGGUGUUUGAGGAGCUGACGGACAUCGAGCGACAGUUCCACAAGGCCCUGUACACGGUGCGCGCCUACCUCAACUGUGACCGCUACUCUGUCGGCUUGCUGGACAUGACGAAGGAGAAGGAGUUCUUUGACAUUUGGCCAGUGUUGAUGGGGGAGCAGGCACCGUAUUCUGGCCCGGUCACUCCUGACGGCAGGGAGGUCAUUUUCUACAAAGUGAUUGAUUACAUCCUUCACGGAAAAGAAGACAUCAAAGUUAUACCCAAUCCGACUCCGGACCACUGGGCCUUGAGUAGCGGCCUGCCCACUUACGUGGCUGAAAGCGGUUUUAUUUGCAACAUCAUGAAUACAGCUGCUGACGAGAUGUUCAAGUUUCAGACCGAGCCGCUCGACAGCAGCGGUUGGACCAUUAAAAACGUUCUCUCGCUGCCGAUCGUCAACAAGAAGGAAGAGAUCGUCGGCGUGGCCACUUUCUACAACAGAAAAGACGGAAAGCCUUUUGAUGAUCAGGAUGAGCAGCUCAUGGAGGCUUUGACCCAGUUCCUCGGCUGGUCCGUUUUGAACACGGACACUUACGACAAGAUGAACAAGCUGGAGUAUCGGAAAGAAAUUGCCCAAGACAUGGUGCUCUACCAUAUCAAAUGCCGGGAUGACGAGAUCCAGAACGUCCUGAACACCAGAGAGGUGUACGGCUGUGAGCCCAGUGAGUGUGAAGAGGAGCAGCUCCUCGACAUCCUGAAAAAAGAACUACCUCCACUCGUUAAGAAGUUUGAGAUCUACGAGUUCCACUUUUCGGAUUUCAACUGCACGGAGAUGGAACUGGUUAAGUGCGCGGUGCAGAUGUACUACGAGGUCGGGGUGGUCAAGAAGUUCCAGGUUCCUCAAGAGGUGCUCGUUCGCUUCUUGUACUCGCUCAGUAAAGGCUACAGAAAAAUCACCUACCACAACUGGCGCCAUGGCUUCAACGUGGGGCAGACCAUGUUCACGCUGUUGACGACGGGAAUGCUGAAGCGGUACUACACUGACCUGGAGGUGAUGGCCAUGAUAACUGCGGGCUUCCUCCACGAUCUCGACCACAGAGGGACCAACAAUUUGUACCAAGUCAAAUCUGGCAACCCUCUGGCCAAGCUGCAUGGCUCCUCCAUCUUGGAGCGGCACCAUCUAGAGAUGGGCAAGUUCCUCUUGGCUGACGAGUCACUGAAUAUCUACCAGAACCUUCACAGGCGACAGAUAGACCAUGUGAUUCAUCUAACGGACAUCGCCAUCAUCGCCACUGACCUGGCUCUUUAUUUCAAGAAAAGAACCAUGUUCCAGAAGAUCGUGGACCUUUCACACACAUAUGAGGAUGAAAAGAAGUGGGUCGAUUUCAUGUCUCUAGAAACAACCCGCAAAGAAAUCGUCAUGGCUAUGAUGAUGACCGCAUGUGAUUUGUCAGCCAUCGCCAAGCCUUGGGAGAUACAGAGCAAGGUGGCCUUGUCCGUAGCAGCAGAGUUUUGGGAGCAGGGCGACCUGGAGAGGUCGGUACUGGAGCAGGAACCUAUUCCCAUGAUGGACCGGAACAAGUCAGCAGAACUACCGAAGAUGCAGUGUGGUUUUAUUGACUUUGUCUGCACGUUUGUCUAUAAGGAGUUUUCACGCUUUCACCCACAAAUCCAGCCCAUGCUGGACGGGAUCCUAAAUAACAGGAAGGAGUGGAAUGCUAAGAAAGAAGAGUAUGAGGCUAAACUCAAAGCCAUAGAGGAUGAGAAGGCUGCAAAAGGUGCACCCGCUGGCGGUAAAGGUCCUGCAAACAGUGGUGGAGGCUCCAAGACCUGCUCGCUGUGCUAAAAGGGCAAACACGUACACACAGACGGCUCAUGGCGGACUGACUGCAGAAUGAUUUGGGCGCCGCGGCUGACCAGACGUUCAGUUUGACCGCCAAGAAAGUCAGAAAGGCGGACACGAGGGUGAAUGGAAAGCGCUGUAGUAUUUCUCCAGGUGAAAUGGUUCCGAUCAAAAAAGAGGAAAGAGAAUCCUCACGGAGAAGAGACGUUUUAUCUUUAAAAGACAUUUACCAGGUGAGCCGAAAAUUAGUUGAAAAGCAAAGCGGGACACCGGCACAUGUUUACUUUAAAUCAUGACAACUUUUACUUUAAUUAAAUAGGAAUCAAGAGUACAGAUACAUUUUGAAUCUCAGGUUUCUACUCUCUCUCUCAUACAAAGCCGUGUGUGUGUGUGUGUGUGUGUGUGUGUGUGUGUGUGUUUGUUUGUUUUAUAUGUAUUAAUACGGUUCCUUUAACUUAGUUAUAAAGUUAUUUGUACAUAAAUCUGGUUAGGAACAGCUACUAUAUCCACUACAUAAAAUGUAUAAGUGUAUAAACGUUAUCCAAGUAAUUAUUUGCUGCAAAGUCUGUCUCAGUGUAGAUUCUAUAUCAUGUUUCAAACUGUUUUCAAACAUAGUUUAUAUUGUAUAUUCAUGUAAUAAUAAUUUAGGGGUUCAGAAUGUAAAUUUAUUACUGUACAUAUAUUCAAAUUUGAUGUCCCCUCCUUCCAGUCACUUACCAUUUACACAUGAGAGUCUGUUUACCUUGAUUGCAGAGAGCCAAAGGUAGAGGAGGAGCUUGAGAUUGCUGCAGUAAAACAUGUAUAUAUUUUAGGAGAAAUGGGCAAAAGAAAUUUUCUGUAACUGUCUGUAAAUAUGCCUUUAGUUGCUUAAGCACGAUGGCUUCGUCCUGAACAUACAUCUGAGAGUAGCUGAGAAUGUUAUAAAUAUAAAAAAACAUGUAUUUUUAAAUUACAGCAUAUUAAAUCCCAAAAAUUGUCUGGUUCCUUAGCAGAUUAAUUAGCCAUGACCUGAAUGCUUGGACAUGAAUGGCUACUUUUUAAGCCAUUUCUCUACACAAAAAUGUCCCACUUAUUACUUAUUAAUCCCUGAUGGGAAAUCGUCUGCACUGGUCCAUCCUAUAUAGGAGGUAUUUACUGUAGCUAUCAAUGAUGGGUUUAAAUGAGAAAGGAAAGGGAACAUAAUGUACAAAUGUGGAGGACGCAUCAGCUCAAUAAUCUGAAUCAAGGUCUGUUGGGAGGAAACCUUGCAAACUAUUUGUGUUUCAUCAUCCAGCAGCUUUAAAGUACGGCAGACGUCUAAAGCUGAUUGAGACAAACUUCUUGUAACGAUUUGUACAUGCUUCGUUCCUCCUUGUAAAUACAAACAAAAAUAUGUUUGUAGUUCAAAUAGAAAUGCUUAAUUUUUGAAUAGUGAAAGUGUGAUUUGUAAAAUUGGCAAAUUAGUAAAAGUAAUUUCUCAAUUACGUAGGGAUUGAAAUACUGUUUUUAUUUUGCUUGCCUAAAUAAAAAAGUAUCACCAGGUAAUAUUAGGUAAAACAUGCACCUUCAUUUGCUGCAAACAUACCGAUUAACAUGUUUAGGUAGACUUAUUUUAUUUCAUGCAGUGUUUUAAAGCUUGCCACUUGAAAGGUUUUGUGUGAAAUAAUCACAAAAAUAAAGCAAAUGUAUUUUUUAAA
This is a messenger RNA of Gasterosteus aculeatus aculeatus (three-spined stickleback), 4525 nucleotides long. RefSeq names its product rod cGMP-specific 3',5'-cyclic phosphodiesterase subunit beta. Gene Ontology annotation, molecular function: 3',5'-cyclic-nucleotide phosphodiesterase activity; protein binding. The record is from RefSeq and is a predicted model, not a curated record. Gene Ontology annotation, biological process: signal transduction. Lineage: Eukaryota; Metazoa; Chordata; Actinopteri; Perciformes; Gasterosteidae.